Molecule: messenger RNA, 420 nt
Organism: Entrophospora candida
Lineage: Eukaryota; Fungi; Glomeromycota; Glomeromycetes; Entrophosporales; Entrophosporaceae
Source: the annotation of a GenBank genome assembly
AUGACUCAAAGUUCUAAUCUCGUCUUGACAGACAAGGUCUCUGGGACCUCUUGGAACUUACCUUCUCCAGAAACAGGUGGAAAGACUUCGCCUCCAAAAUCUACUGGUGUUAUAGUAUUACCAAGAAAUUCAAACACACAAUCUCUUACAGUUUUAGAUAAUAGAACAAAUAAAAUUUAUGAAGUUCCAAUUGAGAACAAUACAAUACCUGCUCUCAAAUUCAAGGAAAUGACAGCAGAUCCAAUACCAAAUUCUCGCGAGGAGGAUGAAAGUAGUAAAGGUUUAAGAGUUUACGACCCAGCAUUUCAAAAUACAGCAGUCGCAAAAUCAAAAAUUACUUAUAUUAAUGGCGAUGCUGGCGUUUUAAGAUAUCGUGGAUAUCCAAUUGAACAACUUGCUGAGAAAUCUACAUAUCUUGAA